Messenger RNA from Oryzias melastigma (Indian medaka), 4924 nucleotides. RefSeq names its product cleavage and polyadenylation specific factor 1 (gene cpsf1). Bases 381 to 4838 code for a protein of 1485 amino acids. Gene Ontology annotation, molecular function: nucleic acid binding; protein binding. Gene Ontology annotation, cellular component: mRNA cleavage and polyadenylation specificity factor complex; nucleus. The record is from RefSeq and is a predicted model, not a curated record. Lineage: Eukaryota; Metazoa; Chordata; Actinopteri; Beloniformes; Adrianichthyidae. The transcript has 37 exons.
UUCUUUUUUGCAUUCUAUGUUCAGUAAUAUAAUGUAGACUGUAACUAGUAGAGUAGAUAUUAGCAAUGUUUUAACCUAUUGUCUUGUAUCUAGUUCAGAAUUAUUAUUUUUUUAAUUAAAGUCAAUCAAAGCAUCCAUCAAAGUUUUCUCUUUUGACAGAGAACGAACGAUUCUCAGUGUAAACGAGAGGGGGCGGCAGCGCGCCUCAUACGAGAAAGGGAAGUAAAGAAGAAGUAAACGGUGGAUGCUUAAUUACAGCUAGCUACCCGGCUUAAUAUUUGUCCAAGUAAAUAUGACCAAAUAAGCAUAAAUUAAACGAAUUAAGGAUUAAAACAGAAACUCCGAGCAGCUCGAAUAACGCAGAGGGCAUAGUUCGGAGGAUGUAUGCUGUGUACAGGCAGGCCCACACCCCCACCGCCGUGGAGUUCUCCGUUUACUGCAACUUCAUAUCCAGCAGGGAGAAAAACCUGGUGGUCGCCGGGACUUCUCAACUGUUUGUUUACAGGAUCAUCCAUGAUGUGGAGAGUACUUCAUCUUCGGACAAGUCGUCUGAUGCCAAAACCCGUAAGGAGAAGCUGGAGCAGGUGGCGUCCUUUUCUCUCUUUGGCAACGUCAUGUCCAUGGCCAGCGUGCAGCUCACAGGAGCCAGCAAAGACGCCCUCCUCCUCAGCUUCAAAGAUGCAAAGCUGUCAGUCGUUGAGUACGAUCCUGGGACGCAUGACCUGAAGACGCUUUCUCUGCAUUACUUUGAGGAACCAGAGCUCAGAGACGGCUUUGUCCAGAACGUGCACAUCCCCAUCGUUCGCGUGGAUCCAGAGAACCGCUGUGCCGUGAUGCUUAUUUACGGCACCAAACUCGUGGUGCUUCCGUUCCGGAAAGACACGCUGUCGGAUGAGCAGGAGGGCGGAGUCGGAGAGGGACCCAAAUCCAGCUUCCUGCCCAGCUACAUCAUAGAUGUUCGGGAGCUGGAUGAGAAGCUGCUGAACAUCAUUGACAUGAAGUUCCUUCAUGGUUACUAUGAGCCCACGCUGCUGAUUCUGUUUGAGCCCAACCAGACGUGGCCUGGGCGUGUAGCCGUUCGUCAGGACACCUGCAGCAUCGUGGCCAUCUCCCUCAACAUCAUGCAGAAGGUUCAUCCAGUCAUUUGGUCUCUCAGUAACCUGCCCUUUGACUGCACGCAGGUCAUGGCCGUCCCCAAACCCAUCGGAGGUGUGGUGGUGUUUGCUGUCAACUCAAUGUUGUAUCUGAACCAAAGUGUCCCGCCGUACGGAGUCUCUCUGAACUCCCAGACCAACGGGACCACGUCCUUCCCGUUGCGCGUGCAGGAGGAGGUGAAGAUCACGCUAGACUGCUGUCAGUCUGAUUUCAUAGCUUAUGACAAGAUGGUCAUCUCCCUGAAAGGAGGGGAAAUUUACGUGUUGACCCUCAUAACAGACGGCAUGAGGAGCGUGCGCGCGUUUCACUUUGACAAAGCUGCAGCCAGCGUCCUGACGACCUGUAUGGUGACGAUAGAGCCCGGCUACCUGUUUUUGGGAUCCCGUCUGGGAAACUCUCUGCUCCUGAAGUACACGGAGAAGCUGCAGGAGGCGCCUGCAGAGGACAAGCAGGACAAAGAGAAACAGGAGGAACCCCCCAACAAGAAGAAGCGGGUGGAGUCUUCCACCAACUGGACAGGUGCGUUCACUGGGAAACUUUCUGUGUGUGGUUCUGCAGACUGCUCUACUUCAGAUUUCUUUGUCUCGUCAGAUGAGGUGGAUGAAAUCGAGGUGUAUGGAAGUGAGGCCCAGUCAGGCACUCAGCUGGCCACCUUCUCCUUUGAGGUGUGCGACAGCAUACUCAACAUUGGACCUUGUGCGAACGCUUCCAUGGGUGAACCUGCUUUUCUUUCUGAAGAGUUUCAGAGCAACCCUGAACCCGACCUGGAGAUCGUUGUUUGCUCUGGCUAUGGCAAAAACGGAGCUCUGUCCGUCUUGCAGAGGAGCAUUCGACCCCAAGUAGUCACUACAUUUGAGCUGCCAGGUUGUCAUGACAUGUGGACGGUGAUCUCAGGUGACGAUAAGAAGAAUGGUAAAACGGAGGAGUCAGAGGACGGAGGGAAAGUGGAGACUGAAGAAGAGAAUGAAGGAGGGGAAAAAAAGGAAGCAGACACGGAGAAGAAAGAAGAGCAGGAGAAGGCAGAGCCUCCUCUGGAAGAUGAUGCAAAGAAGCACGGCUUCCUCAUUCUGAGCAGAGAAGAUUCAACCAUGAUCCUGCAGACCGGUCAGGAGAUCAUGGAGCUGGACACCAGCGGCUUUGCCACUCAGGGACCCACCGUGUUUGCUGGAAACAUCGGGGACAACCAGUACAUCAUCCAGGUCUCCCCCAUGGGACUUCGGCUUCUGGAAGGAGUGAAACAACUUCACUUCAUCCCAGUGGAUCUGGGAUCUCCCAUAGUCCAUUGCUCUGUGGCUGACCCGUAUGUCAUUAUUAUGACCGCUGAGGGCGUGGUCACCAUGUUUGUGCUGAAGAGUGACACCUACAUGGGGAAAACACACCGACUGGCUCUGCAGAAACCUCAGAUUUCCACACAAUCUCGAGUGAUCGCUCUGUGCGCAUACCGAGACGUCAGCGGGAUGUUCACCACAGAAAACAAAGCCAGCUGCUCCACCAAAGAGGACAGCCUCCUGAGGAGCAACUCAGAGGCAGAGACCAUCUACCAGGACAUCAGCAACACCGUGGACGAUGAAGAGGAGAUGCUGUACGGCGACUCCAGCACCAGCAGCACAGCCGCUAAAGAGGAAACGAGCCGCAGCUCUGCAGCAACAGCGCCCUCUGGGGCUGAUGGGGGUGUGGUCAAAGCUGAGCCCACCCACUGGUGCGUGCUGAUCCGGGAGAACGGCGUGAUGGAGAUUUACCAGUUGCCAGACUGGCGGCUGGUCUUCCUGGUGAAGAACUUCCCAGUUGGCCAGAGGGUGCUGGUGGACAGCUCGUCUGGACAGUCAGCGGCACAGGGAGAGGGGAAAAAGGAGGAAGUCACUCGGCAGGGAGAGAUCCCGCUGGUCAAAGAGGUGGCUUUGGUUGCUCUCGGCAACAAUCGCAGCCGGCCGUAUCUGCUGGUCCACGUGGAGCAUGAACUUCUGAUCUACGAAGCUUUCCCGUACGACCAGCAGCAGCCACAGAACAACCUGAAAGUCCGCUUCAAAAAGGUACCCCACAGCAUUAACUUCAGAGAGAAGAAAUCCAAGCUGAAGAAGGACAAGAAGGCGGAGAGCGGAGGUCCUGAGGAAAACGUGGCUGUGAAGAGCCGGAUUGCCAGGUUCCGGUACUUUGAGGACAUCUCUGGAUACUCGGGGGUGUUCAUCUGUGGCCCUUCCCCCCACUGGAUGUUGAUCACCUCUCGAGGAGGGCUGAGGCUUCACCCCAUGACCAUCGAUGGAGCCAUCGAGUCCUUCUCCCCCUUUCACAACAUCAACUGCCCCAAAGGCUUCCUCUACUUCAACAAACAGGGGGAGCUCAGGAUCAGCGUCCUUCCCACCUACCUGUCCUACGAUGCCCCCUGGCCUGUGAGAAAAAUCCCUCUGAGGUGCACCGUGCAUUUCGUCUCGUAUCACGUGGAGUCCAAGGUGUACGCCGUGUGCACGAGCGUGAAAGAACUGUGCACUCGCAUCCCCAGGAUGACCGGAGAGGAGAAAGAGUUCGAAAAUAUUGAAAGAGAUGAGCGUUACAUCAACCCUCUGCAGGAGAAGUUCUCCAUCCAGCUGAUCUCUCCAGUGAGCUGGGAGACCAUUCCCAACACCAGGAUCGACCUGGAUGAGUGGGAGCAUGUGACCUGCAUGAAGACGGUGGCACUAAGGAGCCAGGAGACGGUGUCUGGACUGAAGGGCUACAUUGCAGCGGGGACCUGCGUGUUGCAGGGGGAGGAGGUCACAUGCAGGGGCAGGAUCGUGAUCCUGGACGUGAUCGAGGUGGUUCCAGAGCCGGGCCAGCCUCUCACCAAGAACAAGUUCAAAAUUCUGUAUGAGAAGGAGCAGAAGGGCCCGGUGACGGCGCUGUGCCACUGCCAUGGGUACCUGGUGUCAGCCAUCGGACAAAAGAUCUUCCUGUGGGUCCUGAAGGACAACGACCUGACGGGCAUGGCCUUCAUCGACACGCAGCUCUACAUCCACCAGAUGAUCAGCAUCAAGAACUUCAUCCUGGCAGCUGACGUGAUGAAGAGCAUCUCGCUGCUGCGCUACCAGGAGGAAAGCAAGACGCUGUCGCUGGUCAGCAGGGAUGCAAAGCCGCUGGAGGUUUACAGUAUUGAGUUCAUGGUGGACAACAACCAGCUAGGAUUCCUGGUUUCGGAUCGAGACAAGAACCUCUUUGUCUACAUGUAUUUACCUGAAGCUAAAGAGAGUUUCGGGGGCAUGAGGCUGCUGAGGCGCGCUGAUUUUAACGCCGGAGCGCACAUCAACUCUCUGUGGAGGAUGCCGUGCAGAGGAGCGCUGGACGCCGGCAGCAAGAAGGCACUCACCUGGGACAACAAGCACAUCACCUGGUUUGCGACGCUGGACGGAGGUAUCGGGCUGCUCCUCCCCAUGCAGGAGAAGACGUACCGUCGUCUGCUGAUGCUGCAGAACGCUCUGACCACUAUGCUGCCUCAUCACGCUGGCCUCAACCCCAAAGCCUUCAGAAUGAUGCACAGCAACAGGCGAAGCCUGCAGAACGCCGUGAAGAACAUCCUGGACGGAGAGCUCCUCACCAAGUACCUGUACCUCAGUACUAUGGAGCGUAGCGAGCUGGCCAAGAAGAUCGGCACCACGCAGGACAUCAUCCUGGAUGACCUUCUGGAAAUGGACCGAGUGACGGCUCAUUUCUGAAAGCUGUUUCCACAUCAGCCAGUAUUUUCUUACGUCCAGCUCCUUCCUGUUUUCCUAAAAUCUUUUGUAAUAAAAACUAAACUGAG